Molecule: messenger RNA, 759 nt
Organism: Theobroma umbraticum
Lineage: Eukaryota; Viridiplantae; Streptophyta; Magnoliopsida; Malvales; Malvaceae
Source: RefSeq, a predicted model, not a curated record
AUGGAGGGCAAAGAAGAGGAUGUUAGAUUGGGAGCCAACAAGUUCUCAGAGAGGCAGCCGAUUGGGACUGCAGCUCAGAGCCAAGAUGAGGGGAAGGACUACACUGAAACCACCACGCGGCUCCACUUUUUGAGCCCGGAGAGUGGUCACAUCAACCCGGCGGUGACAUUCGGGCUGUUCUUGGCGAGGAAACUGUCCUUGACAAGGGCAAUUUUCUACAUGGUGAUGCAGUGCUUGGGAGCCAUCUGCGGUGCUGGUGUGGUGAAGGGAUUCAUGGGAAAGCGAAGGUACGGUGCUUUGAAUGGUGGAGCCAACUUCGUCGCACAUGGCUACACCAAGGGAGAUGGCCUUGGUGCUGAGAUUGUCGGUACCUUUAUCCUUGUAUACACCGUCUUCUCAGCCACCGAUGCCAAGCGCAGUGCCAGAGACUCUCACGUCCCUAUCUUGGCACCCUUGCCAAUUGGGUUCGCAGUGUUCUUGGCAUUGGCCACCAUCCCAAUAACAGGAACUGGCAUCAACCCAGCUCGCAGUCUUGGUGCAGCCAUCAUUUUCAACAAGGAAAGGGGCUGGAAUGACCAUGUAAGCCUCUUAAGUUUCCUCACUUUCCACUAUUGUUUUCCCACCCUUGCUCACUAUGGUUUGAUGCUUAUCUACUUUUGCUUUGGUCUGUAUGCAGUGGUGGCGGCCAUUCAUUGGGGAACACUGGCAGCUCUCUACCACCAAGUUGUGAUCAGAGCCAUGCCUUUCAAAUCAAAGUGA